Molecule: messenger RNA, 387 nt
Organism: Penicillium odoratum
Lineage: Eukaryota; Fungi; Ascomycota; Eurotiomycetes; Eurotiales; Aspergillaceae
Product: TOM13-domain-containing protein
Exons: 2
Coding region: 1-387 (128 amino acids)
Biological process (GO): protein insertion into mitochondrial outer membrane; mitochondrial outer membrane translocase complex assembly
Cellular component (GO): mitochondrial outer membrane
Source: RefSeq, a predicted model, not a curated record
AUGGCAUCUGAUCCAACAGGCUCACGAGGUGAGCUUUAUGAUUCCACCGUGACCGUUCCCUCCGACUCGGAAAACUACUCAGCCAACCAUGAGCUGUCUUCCUCUACUUCGAGCUCUCCUAUGAUCCUCUAUACUCCUCCAUCUAUUUGGGGUGUCCUUCGCGGUGCAGCGAUCAAUCUAUUUUUACCAUUCGUGAAUGGUCUGAUGCUUGGGUUUGGCGAGCUCUUCGCCCAUGAGGCGGCCUUCCGUCUGGGAUGGUCAAACACCAAGAUCUUCCCAACAUACCGCAGAUCUCAUCCUGUUGGCCCUGGAAUCGAAAUUCGAGAGCUUCCUUCAGACCGGAGGCGAACCUACUCCGGUUUGAAGGAUACGACUGCUCUCGAAUAA